AUGUUAAUUUCAGCGCUGCGAUCAUCUCUCACGUCGGAGGAGUUGGAAACGUUUAACAAUGCCCUUAGACGUGAACCUAGCAGAGAUGUGGACGAGAUUGAGGACAGUCCAGCUGCGGGGAUGUCGGGCAGAGAGCGAGAACGAGCAAAAACAGAGGAAGGGCAAGAGUCGCAAAGCUGGUUAAGCCUCAUCUAUGACGUGCCUCCUCUCUCUACAUUUUUGAUGGGCAGCUACUGGAAUGACAAGCGUUUUCUCAGGCAAAGGUAG
Haemonchus placei is the source of this 267-nucleotide messenger RNA. The record is from the annotation of a GenBank genome assembly. Lineage: Eukaryota; Metazoa; Nematoda; Chromadorea; Rhabditida; Trichostrongylidae.